AUGGCGCUGGAGAUGGGAGGAAUGGUGAUGGUGAUCUCUGUUGAAGGAAUGAUGGCCAAUGAUUCCAUCAGUGGCCCCUUCCCUGCCUCCUCCCACCGAUGUCACCACAAACAGAAGCACUGUCUGCCAGCGCCCCCGGGGGGCAGCCUCCCGGCCACUCCACUCCUCUUCCACCCACACACCAAGGGCUCCCAGAUCCUCAUGGACCUCAGCCACAAAGCUGUCAAGCGGCAGGCUAGCUUCUGUAACGCCAUCACCUUCAGCAACCGGCCUGUCCUCAUCUAUGAACAAGUCAGGCUAAAGAUCACCAAGAAGCAAUGCUGCUGGAGUGGGGCUCUCCGGCUGGGGUUCACCUGCAAGGAUCCUUCACGAAUUAACCCAGACACGCUGCCCAAGUAUGCCUGUCCCGACCUGGUGUCCCAGAGUGGCUUCUGGGCUAAGGCAUUACCUGAGGAGUACGCUAAUGAGGGCAACAUCAUUGCCUUCUGGGUAGACAAGAAGGGCCGUGUAUUCUACCGGGUCAAUGACUCUGCCGCCAUGCUGUUCUUCAGUGGUGUCCGAACUGCCGAUCCCCUGUGGGCCCUGGUUGAUGUCUAUGGCCUCACGAGGGGUGUCCAGCUGCUCG
Messenger RNA from Gracilinanus agilis (Agile Gracile Mouse Opossum), 625 nucleotides. Its product is annotated as E3 ubiquitin-protein ligase NEURL1-like. NCBI's taxonomy places the organism in Eukaryota, Metazoa, Chordata, Mammalia, Didelphimorphia, Didelphidae. The transcript has 3 exons. The annotation marks the transcript as partial. Gene Ontology annotation, cellular component: plasma membrane; postsynaptic density. The record is from RefSeq and is a predicted model, not a curated record. Gene Ontology annotation, molecular function: ubiquitin protein ligase activity. Gene Ontology annotation, biological process: nervous system development; negative regulation of Notch signaling pathway.